Molecule: messenger RNA, 582 nt
Organism: Penicillium robsamsonii
Lineage: Eukaryota; Fungi; Ascomycota; Eurotiomycetes; Eurotiales; Aspergillaceae
Exons: 3
Coding region: 1-582 (193 amino acids)
Source: RefSeq, a predicted model, not a curated record
AUGUUUGAUUUCGACUCUCUGUGCUUUCUCGAGCUCUCCCAGGACCAACAUAACCAUGGCGAUUCAUGGCCCUCUGGCGUUUCGUGGCCAGAUGAAUUGGUCACCUUGAACGAUGUCACCAACCCUGUUGACCCACCAUCGCACCUGGACCCGGAUUUCGAUCUCCUCUGGUCCCAAUUAAAUGAAGAGGGUCUCGAUUUUGUGGCAGAUUCUUCUGAGCCGCCGCAUCUCUCGCCAUCCCCAUCGACCUCUUUGGCUCCUCCACCCCAAACCAAUCCACUACCCUGGACACCCCCCGAUAUCUUUGAAAUAGGCUACCAAGACACUGAUGGCGAUUGGCGCUGUAAUUACUCCGGAUGCCUCUCCAAUCGGGUCUUUCUGCGGGCUUGUGACCUACGAAAACAUUACCGAAAACGACUGUCACUGGUCAAAAAUCGGGUUCUCAUCAAGCAAGGAUUGUCAACGGCAUAUGAGGUCUCAUCGGCCGAUGAUCAAAUGCUCUGCGGCGGAGUCACUGGGUUGCGCAGUACCAGAAAGAAAGACGGUACUUCUAAGCCAUCGGAGCUGGACAGUGCUGCAUGA